AUUCCAAUUCGACAACCAGUGUAAACACUAAACAUCAGUAAGCACACACAUACACACCUCGUUUCUCUCUGUUUUAUAAUACCUUGGUCUGAGAGGUUGUUUGCCACUAUAAAUACCCUCUUCCCCCAUGUUUCUCUUUCAAGCCCAACACAAAUCCUCCACCUGCUUCUCUUCUUUUUUCCCAAAGCACAAACCAAUUAAGCAAAAGUAAAACACAAAAAAAAUAAGAGAAAACUAAACUAGCUAGCAGAAUGAGAAGCACUCCUAUUCCUCCCACCACCAAAACCAAUACAUUAGCACCAGCAAGUUCUACAGCAGUGGUGACGACGACGACAACGACAAAUACAACCUCUGUUGCUUCCCCAUGGCACUCUCCAGUGCCCUACCUCUUCGGAGGCCUCGCUGCCAUUAUGGCUCUCAUAGCCUUGGCACUGUUCAUGCUCGCUUGCUCCUAUUGGAGACUCACCAGAAUCACUCAACAAGAGAGUAACAACGACGAUGAUGAUGACGACGAUGUUGUCAAAGAGGUUGAUGAUGAUUCUGAAAAGAAGGAACAGCCUAAGGUGUACGAGGAGAAGAUCCUAGUCAUCAUGGCCGGGGAUCACAAACCAACCUUCUUGGCCACCCCUUCAUCCUCCUUAGGUUGUAGCAAUUUCGAUCACAAGCACCUCGGAAUUUCCGAGGAUUCCAACAAGUCCCAGAAAGAAGUUAUUGUGGACGACCAUGUUGUUGUUUCGGAUGCUGAACAUGAAAAUGGAAGUUUUCGACAUGAACAACGUAUAGUCAGUGAAAGAUUAUGAGUUUUGGAUCUCUUCUUCUCAAUUGGUGUAGUCACCAAUCUAAGAUUUUGUUUCACCUGUUAAUUGGGAAUUAAGGUUCUGUGGUAGUGGUCCAGAUUUGAGAAAGGAGACUGGUGGAAUGAAAUUCCAAUUUUGUUUUUUUUUUCCUUUAAUAUAUAACUCUUUCUUCCUUUC
Molecule: messenger RNA, 974 nt
Organism: Glycine soja
Lineage: Eukaryota; Viridiplantae; Streptophyta; Magnoliopsida; Fabales; Fabaceae
Product: protein GLUTAMINE DUMPER 5-like
Exons: 1
Coding region: 252-800 (182 amino acids)
Biological process (GO): regulation of amino acid export
Source: RefSeq, a predicted model, not a curated record